Molecule: messenger RNA, 278 nt
Organism: Staurois parvus
Lineage: Eukaryota; Metazoa; Chordata; Amphibia; Anura; Ranidae
Source: the annotation of a GenBank genome assembly
UUACAGGGAAUAGACAAACCACUUAACACUGGCAGGGGGUGCUUACAAUUAUUAUACAACAUUUAUGUAGCGCCAACAGAUUACACAGCCCUUUACAACAUGAGACAGUACAGUUACCAAGGGCGGACUGACCAUUCAGGCACUGCCCGAGGGCCCGGGGUCAUUAGGGGGCUCCAUGGGAUGCCCCUGGUACCUUUCAUAGGCUUUUUUUGGUGUGGGCGAGGACACAGGGGCCCCAUGAUCCCCUAUUGCCCUGGGGCCCCAUGAGUUGUCAGUCC